Messenger RNA from Entelurus aequoreus (snake pipefish), 2677 nucleotides. RefSeq names its product protein ILRUN-like. The transcript has 5 exons. Gene Ontology annotation, biological process: macroautophagy. Gene Ontology annotation, molecular function: ubiquitin binding. The coding region runs from base 113 to 985 and encodes 290 amino acids. Gene Ontology annotation, cellular component: phagophore assembly site. NCBI's taxonomy places the organism in Eukaryota, Metazoa, Chordata, Actinopteri, Syngnathiformes, Syngnathidae. The record is from RefSeq and is a predicted model, not a curated record.
GCGGUGCCAUCGUGACAUGCGCACUGGGCGGUGUUGUUGCCAGUUUGUUAUGACAAGCCGAGGCCUUGGAUUCAAUCGAGAGUUUUUUUUCUUCACUUGAGGCAAAGUAACGAUGGAGGGUAUGGACCUGGACGUAGACCAGGAGCUAAUGCAGAAAUUUAGCUGCAUGGGCACCACAGACAAAGAUAUUCUCAUAUCGGAGUUCCAGAGGCUCCUCGGCUUUCAACUUAACCCCGCCGGAUGCGCCUUCUUUUUGGACAUGACCAACUGGAAUUUACAAGCAGCCAUUGGAGCCUAUUAUGACUUUGAGAGUCCUAAUAUCAGCGCACCAUGCAUGUCCUUAGUGAAAGAUGUGACGAUUGGUGAGGGUGAAUCAGUUCCACCUGACACACGUUUCACGAAGACCUGGAGGAUACAGAACACAGGUGCAGAGUCGUGGCCUCCAGGGGUUUGCUUGAAGUAUGUUGGAGGAGAUCAGUUUGGUCACGUAAACAUGGUAACGGUACGGUCACUAGCCCCUCAGGAAAUGACGGAUGUGAGUGUGCCGAUGCACAGCCCCGUGUCCCCUGGGAUGUACCAGGGCCAGUGGAGGAUGUCUACAGCCACUGGACUCUACUUUGGAGAUAUCAUAUGGGUGAUCCUGAGCGUGGAGGUCGGAGGGCUCCUUGGCGUGACACAGCAGCUGUCGUCUUUCCAGGCGGAGUUUAACACCCAACCUCACCGCAAUCUGGAGGGAAACUACAACCCCUUCGCCUCACCGGAGAGAAGCAAGUGGCCCAACAGCAACACCACCAGCCUCCACCAUGACGGUGGCCAUAAAGUCUCAGAAGAACACUGGCAGGGAAGCCCGGAACAGCAGCAGCAAGACCAGAACGGACUCUCACACAACUCUGUGGACUUAGUAGCAAACAGCCUACAAAGCAAUCUGUCAAUAGUCUCUUAUAACCAGGGUUUACAGGAGCCCUCCCCUUUUGGCCACUCUUAAAUCCCAGGACUUGUUUCAAAGAAUCUGCAGCGAUAAGCACCUCUGGAGCCGACCGCGUAAGAGGAGGAGGAGGCUUUAUCAGCUGUCGCAGGAGAGUCUGGAAUCACUUUAUGCAAAGCAGCUCUACUCUGCAGCAGAGGUUUCACGACCGCUUGUGUGUGCGUGAGAAUGCUAAGUUAAACAUUUAGUGCUACGAGUCUUUGGAGUGAUUUUUUUUUUUCCAAAAUGUUUUUAGUUGUCUGAGUGAAGAGCUGCGUGUUUUCAUUAAAUUGUGUGUGCGUAUACAUGCAGGUGUGUGUGAGAGCUGAAAGAAACUUUGGAGAAAAAGCCAUGUUUUGCCAAGUUAUUCUCCAGUUUCUGCUCCAAUUCAUUGAUUGAUUGGGUUCUAGACAAGUUCCCUUUAAGAAAGUUAAAAAAAAAUAAAAUACAUGUCUUAUUUUUUUACAAUAUACAGCUUAUAGGUGAAAUAGUAUUUUACAGAAAGCAUGGCAACUCAAGUCAGGUUGUAUACUCUUUUUUGUUUUGUUUUGUUUUGUUUUUUUGUUUUCCCCCCUCUAUCAAGGUUCCUUCAUCUGAUUUUGAGCAAUAUUCACUGCUAUCCUGCAGUAAAAUGCACUACAAUUGUCGUCCACUGGAGGGUAUCACCUCCACUUCUUUAGCUGUACAAACUCACACUUAUUAAAACUCAUUUUAUUGCAGCUGGUAGAGGUGGCUACAUUCAAACUACAUUAUUGUAUCAUAAUAAUAUUUUAGUCCUUUGGGAUGCCUCUUACUGUCCAAACAGGACAUUCUAGGAAUACUAAACUGGAAGAAAAAGUGAAUAAACCUGAAUAUGAAAACAAUUAGAUGUCAUAAGAAUAUUCAAAUACAGAAGUGCGCUAUCAAAGUUUGUGAGAUAUAUUUCUGAAAUGAAAACCAGAGUUUGCAUAUCCAAUAAUAGGUAUAUUUACUUUACCAACAAUGUUGUUUAAAAGUACAUUAUUGACACAGUCAGAUUCAUCAACAGUAUUGCAUGAUUUAUGUUGGAACAAUUUUGCAACUGAUUCACAUUGUACUGAAUUAGUUUGUGUGUCUCUUUAAUUUUAAAGCAGUUGCACACUAUCUUUUAAUUUGAUGAAUGUAAAGAAGGAAAAUAUUGGACAAAAAUAUAAAUUUGCCCAAAGACUAUAUACAUAUAUGUGUUGCAUACAGAACUAUUUUUGGCCAAAUGCAAAUUCCACCAACCAUGUAGUGUUGCCUUCAUCUUCUAUUUCUCCCUAUUUAGUAGCACUGGCUGAUCUAUGCACUGAGUAACAUGGCCUCCGAGGUGUAAUGUAAUAUUAUCUUUGCUCCUGCAGUUGAGUCCCAAAGGGCUAAUUGACUGUGCUGUGCCAGUCAGUCUGUCAAUCACAGCUAGACAGGUAAACAUCAUCAAAGCAGCCCUAACUGUAAGCCCUGAGCGAGGGUGAACUUUGACACCAGCUAACACUGUAACAUGCAGCAAAGACCACGAGGCCACUCUCAUUUUCACAUCAAAAACAACUAUCUCCCCAAAGGUCAUUGUUAGUGCAGAACACACUACUACGCUCAGUGAUGUUUAUCUCAGAAUGUCUUCAAUGAUCAGAAUGAAUCAUAUAACAGCAUGAUUGGGUGUGCUACGAAAGCUUUGUUGUUUGUUAGAUGAAUGUUUGUAUCAAUAAAUUAUCACGGAAA